Molecule: messenger RNA, 1611 nt
Organism: Chondrus crispus (carragheen)
Lineage: Eukaryota; Rhodophyta; Florideophyceae; Gigartinales; Gigartinaceae
Exons: 1
Coding region: 1-1611 (536 amino acids)
Source: RefSeq, a predicted model, not a curated record
AUGAGGCUGCUCUUCUCCUUAUUUUGCCAUGCAGCCAUGGCUUGGAUAGCCAGACGGGAGAACCAGAACCAAGGAACUGAACCAACCAGAGAGGGGGUUGUUUUGUCAUCUCAUUCGCUGCCAAAGAAAUUUUACACCGGACAGCUCCAAGAGGAAUCAAACUGCUAUAUUGCAUACGUGAAGCUAGCUGAACUAUGUGGUAUGGCAUCGGAGAAGCAGCGAACAUGGCUAGCAACACUCCUUACAAACUGUCAUCUCGAAGGAGCUGGGAGAAAAACCAUUCAGUGGCACCCGGAGCACGCUUUACGCGAUGUCUCUCCCCAAGAGUACUCGCUUGUUAGUCGGUAUAUUCCGUUGAUAUCUGAUAUUUGUGACCGUACGGGUAAUGCGCACCAUCUUGCAAUGUUUCAAAUGAGAGUUGAUCACGAUAAAAAGCUAUGGGCCAACAUUGCGGAACUUGAGGAGGCUGUUACGAAAGCAACCGAGGUGAACUAUGAUUCCGAACGUCUCUUCUCUCGAUUUGAUAAGGUCGCUGAAGAUGCCUUGACGCGCACAAAACACUUGGAAGAUUUAACGACGCAUUUGGGUGCUGCAACGAAGGAACUUAACCAGGAACACAAGGAACUUCGAAUGAUUCAGAAUGACAUUCAAGACUCCAUGACAGCACUAAGUGAAGAAAAACGCGCUUUGGCUGCCAGUGCUUUGAACUUUGCGCAGGUGGCAUCUGAAAAGAUCCUCAGUGUUGAAGAAUCAAUAGAAUUCAGAAAUUCUUACAACGAACUGCUUACGAAAUAUGCUACGUUGAAAGAGAAUAUCCAUCGCGAAACCCAUAAAGAAUCUAUGAGCGAGCUGGAGUCCAGGGAUCAUUUAUGGCAAAGAAUCUUUCCAUUCCGACAAAGUUCGGGGCUCGUUGCCGGUGUUUGGUUUGAAAUCAUUCCGAGACUUCUGUGGACAUCACUGAUGGCCCCUUUUCGAAUGACAAGGAUUCUGGAAUCUCUGAGGAUGAGCGGUAUGCUAAGUGGGCAGGGCGAGAGCAUAAUUGUAGCGAUGCAAAUAAUAUUUAGUUUCAUUGGAGUCAUUCUAUGUUAUCGGGUGAUAGUGACACUGAAAACUUUGGCUGCAAAUGGAAGUUCCUUGCGGGACUUUCUCGACGGAUCGCUCCAAACCUUGAAGGCCCUCACAUCUCACCUGAGAUCUGUCUACGACAGAAGAAGUGGAGAACAUAGUAUGCGACGAAAGCAAGCUAUUGUCGUUUCUGAAGAGGACAAAAAAGUCCUGUUGCUGGAGCUUAUGAAGAUUGCUGACACUUUGCUGGACGAGAGGCUUCAGACUUACCUUGCCCAAUGUAUACAAUCUGUACCGAUAGAUGCGGCGCUUACGGACAAGUUGAAAGAGUUUCUACAAGCGUACGACAAAGAGAUAUCUAAGAAAAUAUGUCGAAUUGAGAAGCGACAAAUAAUCAUCUUCCAACAACUUAGGGAGGCGCAGGAGACGACAUCCCUGGCGUAUUCAAAAGACACCGGACAAAGCAUGAGGCGGUCCAGGACGGACGCCAGUGCAGGGGCAACUCGGUUGGGAGCGUCUCGACGACCUGGAUCAGAAAAGGUAUAA